CUUUGUUUCAGUUAGCUCUGCGAAGCGCUUUGUUUCUGCCGUCGCGUCGAGCGAAUAAUUUCGUAAUAAUACUCUUAACUGAUAAACAAAUAUUACAGCCAACUAAAAUUAGUGGAAUAGUUACUAGUUUAUUGGAAUAUUUAAUAAAAAACUGUUUAUAAUUUGAUUAAAAUUGUAAAUACUUCUGACAAAGAAAGAAAUGCGGAAGCAAAGUGAACCUUAGACGAGACAGCGAGAGAAAAGACACCCAGCCUGAGGAGAGAGAGUGCAGGCAGGCAACAACAAUUGUUGAUUAAAAUAUGUGUCAAAAUAGAACAACAAAUCGCUGAAGAAACCCGUGGACUAUAUUGAUAAUACGAAAUCAUGUGAAUAUGCACGUGUGAUUUGGGUUUUUCAUCGGUGCAUCCUUUUCAUUUUGGUUAUUUCUAUAAUAAAAUGCUCACCUAAGCUCAUUAGAUAGCAAAUAGAAAUUGUAACAGCCGACAGAAGCAAGUUCAACUGAAAAGCAGACAACAGAAUCGCCAACUGCAUGUGAAAUCUAAAUAAGACACACACUUGUCACCACCUCUUGACGUCAGCUGCGACAAUAAUACCUAGUGUAAAUAAAAGAAAAACGGUGAAAAUCGUAGUCCCGCAAAAUGCACGGCGUGAAGCGGGUUCUUAUCUUCUGCCUGAUGAUUGUGAUUUUGCCGGCCAUCCUGAUUAUAAUGCCACUUCAUUUACGCAAGACCGUCUUCGCGGAUGUCAUCUAUCCCAUGGCCGAGUCGGAUAUCAUAGAGAUCCGAGCCGGAAUCUCCUCCAUUUUCUGUUCGAAGCACACCCUCCGGAUGAGUUCCAAUUUCAAUGCCUUUCAGUUGCGCAACAAGCCGGAAAUCUCCACGAAUCGGAAGCACAUCCGGCUAAAGAAAUCGAUGAUCCUGCCGGACGAUACCUUGGAGUAUUGGGGCUUCUUUCUGCUGGCGGGAGCCAAGGUGCGGGUAAAGUUCUGCUCCCGUUUUGAUGGGUCUCGCGUCAUGAUCGUGAGGGGCCAGAGGGAGUUGAAACUUUGCGGCCUCACCGAUCACAAUAAGAACAAAAAGGAUGCCAAGUUCGUCAAAGGACACGAGGACCAGGUCCAAGUGUUUUUCGAGGACAAUGUGGAGAUCACCGAGGAAAAGAACAAUCAGGACGUUAUGAUGGAGCACGAGAAUCACGGUGGCGAGGACUUGAGUGAGGGGCCCCACUUAAAUUUGCUUCUUAAGCCUGCCUUAAACCAAUCCGAGGAAGAACCGGAGCCCAAGGGUUUUAGGAAGAAACUACAAAAGGGCGGUCUGCAUCAUCAGGAUCACAACUUUGCAUCCCACCACGCUGAGCACAUUCUUAAUGCACACCGUCAUGGAAAUGACUCAUCCCACCAUCAUGGAUCCAAGGCUCCUGAUCACAAGUCCAAUGAAAGCGUCGACCCAAGCGACGCAUCUCACAAACAACGACUUAAAAGACACAAUAAUGGUAUUAAGAAACACCAGAAGAGGCAGGAGCUCUACGAGAAACUUUAUAAAAGAUCGAAGCGGGAAAAUGUUUACGACAGAAAGUACAUACACGGAGGAAAUGCCGUCAAUUUCACCCAAACCGAUGAGUCCAAUUCGGUUUCUAGCUUCGAGACAGGUCUGAACGAUUGCUUCGAGGGCAACAUCCUGUUGCAGGAGUUCUUCAAGCCAAGCAACGAGUGCACGAAUCCCCACAAAAUGGACUUCUCGGCAAACACAAGUGCGGUGGUCCUGCACAGUGUGAUCGAAGAUGGCUACUACUACUACCUCUUUUACAGCGACAAUGACUACGUCCGGAACGAGCUCCACGCCGUAUUCGAUAUAUACAAGCCAACCUAUCAAUACUCCAAUCUUACCGAGUCGCAGAGCUGCCUCAACACCACCAACUGCACCUUCAGCAUCAGUUUCCUGUCGGACGAGAUCGUGGUGGUGGAGGUGCCCACGCGGGAUGGAAUCGAGCACGAGGAGGAUGACAUCACCAACCUGAUAUCCACCUGCCAUCCUCGAAGUGAGAUCUAUGCCCUCUUCCCCAUAACUGUGCUGGUGCUGAUCCUGUGCUGCUCCUUCCUGUAAACCCUCUCAAAUCACCCUUUUCCGUUUCCGGUGCAGUGUCGGCGAAGUGGCGGAGUCUUGUGAUAUUUAUAGUGAGGCAUCUGGGUGAUAUACUCGCCACUGUGAGUGCUUAUUGUGGCAAAGUGAUGGUUGGCCCCAAAACGAGAGCUUAUCAAGUAGCCAUAGUAUCCAAUAUCGAUUAUACACACGCAAUGAACAGUCUGAAAAUAAUUGUUACUUAACAAACCACUGAAUAUUAUUUGAAACAAUCGCAGUGGUAAUUGUGAAGUUUUAAAACGAACAUUUAGCCUAAGAAGCAAGCAUUUGAAAAAUUAUUAGCUCUUAGUUCUAGUGGUAUAAGAAUCGUAUGAAUUGUAUAUAAUAUACAAGCCAAAUCUUAACUAAGUAGUCUUAAGGUAUAGUACUUAUUUUUUAAAUUCCUAAAUCAU
This is a messenger RNA of Drosophila bipectinata, 2527 nucleotides long. RefSeq lists its product as uncharacterized. NCBI's taxonomy places the organism in Eukaryota, Metazoa, Arthropoda, Insecta, Diptera, Drosophilidae. The record is from RefSeq and is a predicted model, not a curated record.